CUUUAAAAAAUGAAGUGCUUUUUCAUUAAGAGUCUCUGUAUUCACGGAAUCCUUGCAUAGUUCUGAUUAAAAAACACAAAAAAAAGAAAAAUCACUGGCAGACAACCUUCAUCGUGAGGUAUUCCCUUUUUGUGCCACCUGCUCCAAUCAUGAGAGUCGUGGUAUCUGCACUUCAUUGUUUUUUUUUCUUUUCUCUUCUUUUUAAGCUUUCCCCAUUUUUUUAUUUGAAACACAAGCAAGAAUUGUAGUUGGCAAGAAUUGUAGUUGGCAAAGUGUUUUUCUUAUUUAAAGUUUUUCUUCAAAUGCUGUACAGGCUUUGAAGAUUUAAAAGAAAAAGUGAUAAAACAUCAUGGAGGAACUAUGGACUGUGUUUUGUACGGAAUCUGAUUGUUCAGACUCUACAGGAAGUAAUCCAUGCAGUUCUAAACUUGGGUUUUUGGGUCAUCCUUCAUCUUGCAUCAACCACGCAUUGAUCAUUUGCUUUGAUGCUCUGCUUUUGGUCAUGCUCAUCUUCACGAUGAUUCAGAAGUCCUGGUCCAGAAAUGUUCAUAUUCCACCCCGGUUUCAAGGUUUUUCCGUUUUGCAGAUUGUCUCUGCCAUUUUCAACAGCUGUGUUGGAUUGGUGUACUUGUUCUUCGGCAUCUGGAUUUUAGAAGAGCAGUUGAGGGAAACCCAGACUGCUUUGCCUUUGAGCUUGUGGUUGUCAACUAUAUUUCAAGGGAUAACAUGGUUGUCUGUUGGUUUAACAGUGAGUAUCCGGGUCAAACACCUCCCAAAGUCACCAGUACGGCUCUUGUCUAUUCUUGCCUUCUUGUUUUCUGGAUUUGUCUGUGUUCUAUCUCUGUUUGCCGCCAUUUUAAGCCAAAAGGUAUCAGCAAAGAUAGCUUUAGAUGUCUUGUCUUUUCCAGGAGCAAUAUUGCUGAUGCUAUGUGCUUAUAGAGGUUACAGAAAUGAAGAGAGUGAUGAAAGUGGCAUUCAGAAUGGUCUUUAUGCACCUUUGAAUAGCGAGACUAAUGCCAUCAGUAAAAGUGAUCCAGUUACUUCCUUUGACAAAGCUGGAACUCUCAGUAGAUUUUCAUUCUGGUGGUUGAAUCCAUUGAUGAAAAGGGGAAGGGAGAAAACUCUCGAGGAUGAAGAUAUACCCAAGUUGAGUGAAGCAGAUAGAGCUGAAAGUUGUUAUUUGUUGUUCUUGGACAAACUGGACAAACAAAAACGGACUCAUCCUUCUUCUCAGCCAUCGAUUUUGAAGAUUAUAAUUUUGUGCCACUUGAAAGAGAUUUUGGUGUCUGGAUUCUUUGCCUUGCUAAAGAUAAUCACUGUCUCGGCUGGUCCUCUGCUACUCAAUGCCUUCAUUUUGGUUGCUGAGGGAAACGAGAGUUUCAAGUAUGAAGGUUAUGUAUUGGCCAUAACACUUUUCCUUACUAAAUUCAUUGAAUCUUUAUCACAAAGGCAGUGGUACUUCAGAACCAGAUUGAUUGGCAUGAAAGUGAGGUCUUUGCUCACAGCAGCCAUAUAUAAGAAGCAACUGCGAUUAUCUAAUGCUGCUAGGUUGACGCACUCCAAUGGUGAGAUUAUGAAUUAUGUGACUGUGGAUGCCUAUAGGAUUGGAGAAUUCCCAUUCUGGUUCCAUCAAACUUGGACGACUAGUCUUCAGCUCUGUAUCUCAUUGGUAAUUCUUUAUCGAGCAGUUGGGCUAGCUACAAUUGCAGCCCUGGUGGUGAUAAUUCUCACUGUGAUUUGCAAUGCACCUCUCGCCAAGCUGCAACAUAAGUUUCAGACUAAGCUUAUGGUGGCGCAGGAUGAUAGACUGAAGACUAGUUCUGAGGCUCUAGUGAACAUGAAGGUUUUGAAAUUAUAUGCUUGGGAAACCCAUUUCAAGAAUGCGAUAGAAAAAUUAAGGAAUGUGGAGUAUAAAUGGUUAUCUUCCGUUCAGUUAAGAAAAGCUUAUAAUACGUUUCUCUUUUGGACAUCCCCUAUUUUGGUCUCUGCUGCAACUUUCGGAGCAUGUUAUUUCCUAAAAGUUCCCCUGCAUGCGAAUAAUGUUUUCACUUUUGUGGCAACUUUGCGCCUUGUUCAGGACCCAAUUAGAUCUAUCCCUGAUGUUAUAGGGGUGAUUAUUCAAGCAAAGGUUUCAUUUGCACGUAUUGUAAAAUUCCUUGAUGCACCAGAGCUACAAACUUCGAGACUCCGGAAGAAGUUCAAUUCCGAGAUUGUGAAUCACACUGUUACUAUCAAGUCAGCAGCUUUUUCAUGGGAAGAGAAUUUAGCAAAGCCCACACUCAGAAACAUUAAUUUGCAGGUCGGACGUGGCGAAAAGGUGGCUGUAUGUGGGGAAGUUGGCUCAGGAAAAUCAACCCUUCUAGCAGCAAUUCUUGGAGAAGUUCCAAAUGUUAAGGGAAAUAUUCAAGUUUAUGGGAAGAUUGCCUAUGUUUCUCAGACAGCAUGGAUCCAGACGGGAACAAUACAGGACAACAUUUUAUUUGGCUCUGCCAUGGAUAGUCAAAGAUACCAUGAAACACUUGAGAGAUGUUCACUUGUAAAGGACCUUCACUUGCUUCCUUAUGGCGAUCUAACUGAAAUAGGGGAGAGAGGAGUAAAUUUGAGUGGUGGUCAGAAGCAGCGAAUCCAACUAGCACGUGCACUUUAUCAGAAUGCUGAUAUAUAUCUCUUGGAUGAUCCAUUCAGUGCUGUUGAUGCACAUACUGCUACAAGCUUAUUUAAUGAAUAUGUAAUGGAAGCACUCCUGGGGAAGACAGUCCUACUUGUGACCCAUCAAGUUGAUUUCCUUCCUGCAUUUGAUUCUGUUUUGUUGAUGUCUGAUGGGGAAAUCCUAAGAGCAGCUCCUUACCAUCAGCUGUUGUCCUUGAGCCCAGAAUUUCAAGACCUUGUCAAUGCACACAAAGAGACUGCUGGUUCUGAAAGGCUUGAAGACAUCAAUCCUGCCCGAAAUCAUGAGACAUCUUCGGCUAAGGAGAUCCGAAAGAGUUACGUAGAGAAUCUAUUAAAACCAUCAAAAGGUGAUCAAUUGAUAAAGCAGGAAGAAAGAGAAGAAGGAGACAUGGGAUUAAAGCCUUACAUACAAUAUCUAAGUCAGAACAAAGGGUUCUUGUACUUUUCCAUUGCCAUGCUUAGUCACCUUACAUUUGUGAUUGGUCAGAUAGCACAGAACUCUUGGAUGGCUGCUAAUGUUGAUAAUCCUCAUGUUAGCUCAUCACAGCUGAUCAUGGUUUAUUUGGUGAUAGGAGUUUUCUCAACAAUUUUUUUGCUUAUUAGAUCUCUUUGUGUGGUUGUUUUGGGUGUUCAAUCAUCCAAGUCUUUAUUUUCACAACUUCUAAACUCCCUUUUCCGUGCACCUAUGUCCUUUUAUGACUCCACGCCGUUGGGGAGGAUACUUAGUCGGGUUUCAUCUGAUCUGAGUAUUGUUGAUAUUGAUAUCCCAUUUAGCUUAAUCUUUGCUGUUGGAGCCUCUGUGAAUGCUCUUUCCAAUCUCGGAGUGCUGGCUGUUAUCACCUGGCAAGUGUUGUUUGUCUCGAUACCAACAAUUUAUUUGGCUUUGCGAUUACAGAGAUAUUAUUUUUCCACUGCAAAAGAGUUGAUGCGGAUCAAUGGCACAACCAAGUCCUUGGUAGCAAACCAUCUUGCUGAGUCUGUAGCAGGAGUUGUAACAAUUAGAGCAUUUGAGGUGGAAGAACGGUUCUUCACAAAGAACCUAGAGCUCAUUGACGUAAAUGCCAGCCCAUUUUUUCACAGUUUUGCAGCAAAUGAGUGGUUGAUUCAGAGGCUGGAAACGCUCAGUGCAACAGUUCUGGCAUCUGCAGCACUCUGCAUGGUCCUGCUUCCUCCUGAUACUUUCAGCUCCGGAUUCAUCGGAAUGGCACUUUCUUAUGGUCUUUCGUUGAACAUGUCGCUUGUCUUUUCAAUUCAGAACCAGUGCACUCUUGCAAAUUACAUAAUUUCAGUAGAAAGGUUGAAUCAAUACAUGUACAUACCUAGUGAAGCCCCUGAAGUCAUUGAAGAAAAUCGUCCCCCACCAAAUUGGCCUGCUGUGGGCAAAGUAGAGAUACAACAUUUGCAGAUAAGGUAUAGACCAAAUACGCCACUUGUUCUUCGCGGGAUCAGUUGCACAAUUGUUGGAGGGCACAAGAUUGGUAUAGUUGGUCGAACAGGCAGUGGGAAGACAACUCUAAUAGGUGCUCUGUUCCGUCUGGUGGAGCCUGCUGGAGGGAAGAUUGUAGUAGAUGGGAUUGACAUCUCUACAAUUGGACUUCAUGAUCUGAGGUCGCGUUUUGCAAUUAUACCUCAAGAUCCUACUCUUUUCAAUGGGACCGUGAGAUACAAUUUGGAUCCCUUAUCUCAACAUUCUGACCGGGAAAUAUGGGAGGUGCUUGGAAAGUGUCAGCUUCGGGAGGCUGUUCAGGAGAAAGAAAAUGGGCUAGAUUCCUUAGUUGUGGAUGAUGGAUCAAAUUGGAGCAUGGGACAAAGGCAAUUGUUCUGUUUGGGGCGUGCCCUUCUGAGGAGAAGUCGGAUACUGGUCCUUGAUGAGGCAACUGCAUCGAUCGAUAACGCAACCGAUAUGAUUCUGCAGAAAACCAUCCGAACUGAAUUUGCAGAUUGUACUGUAAUCACAGUAGCUCACCGAAUACCAACUGUGAUGGAUUGCACUAUGGUUCUUGCCAUUAGUGAUGGGCAACUUGUGGAGUAUGAUGAGCCAACGAAGUUAAUGAAGACUGAAGGCUCGCUCUUUGGAAAGCUGGUGAAGGAAUACUGGUCUCAUUUCCAGUCUGCUGAGUCACAUUGAUACUGACGCUACUUCUCAAGUAGCCUCAUCACUGAUAGUGAGGAAACCUUAUGGAGAUGAAUAGCAAUAAUAGCACAUGCUACUUAGUGCAGGCCAAGAAAAGGAUGUGGAAAUAUCAAAUAUGAUAAUAUUCCUUGUCAUGUAAUGGAAUUGGCUGCGUAGGCCAUCCUAAUAUCAAAAGGAACAUUGUAAAUUGAUAAGUAAAUAGUUAUAUAAGUAGUUCCACUUCUGAACUGCA
Ziziphus jujuba (common jujube) is the source of this 5036-nucleotide messenger RNA. Its product is annotated as ABC transporter C family member 10. Gene Ontology annotation, biological process: transmembrane transport. The transcript has 11 exons. Gene Ontology annotation, cellular component: plant-type vacuole; vacuolar membrane. The coding region runs from base 350 to 4798 and encodes 1482 amino acids. NCBI's taxonomy places the organism in Eukaryota, Viridiplantae, Streptophyta, Magnoliopsida, Rosales, Rhamnaceae. The record is from RefSeq and is a predicted model, not a curated record. Gene Ontology annotation, molecular function: ATP binding; ATP hydrolysis activity; ABC-type transporter activity.